Molecule: messenger RNA, 3592 nt
Organism: Paralichthys olivaceus (Japanese flounder)
Lineage: Eukaryota; Metazoa; Chordata; Actinopteri; Pleuronectiformes; Paralichthyidae
Product: melanopsin-A-like
Biological process (GO): phototransduction; cellular response to light stimulus; visual perception
Cellular component (GO): plasma membrane
Molecular function (GO): G protein-coupled photoreceptor activity
Source: RefSeq, a predicted model, not a curated record
GCAGGGAGGUGGUAGCAUCUGGGCACUUGGACUCCUCCACCAUCUCACAUAGACUCAACACCUCUCGCGCACCCGGCCCCCUUUUUUCAUCAACCACCGUGGACUGGUGAUGGAUUCUAGGCUGCUGAUUGUACCGGGGAUCCCCACAUCGGACCCGACCGUCCGGGCACCCUGGAACAUCAGCUCCAUCAGUCCGCACCGGCUCAUGGAGCUGUCACCAGUCGCCACAACUAGCUCCAUAGUUCCAAGCCACCCGUUUCCGACGGUCGACGUCCCAAACCAUGCUCACUACACCAUCGGUGUUGUCAUUAUGGCUGUGGGCAUCACAGGCUUGCUGGGAAACUUCCUGGUCAUAUAUGCUUUCUGCAGGAGCCGGAGCUUGCGGACGCCAUCCAAUAUCUUUAUCAUUAACCUGGCAAUCACAGACUUCCUCAUGUGUUUCACCCAGACGCCCAUCUUCUUCCUCACCAGCAUGCACAAGCGAUGGAUCUUUGGGAAGAAAGGUUGUGAGUUGUAUGCCUUCUGCGGAGCGCUCUUUGGUAUCUGCAGUAUGAUUACACUGAUGGUGAUUGCGGUGGACCGGUAUGUGGUGAUCACCAGGCCUCUGGCCUCUCUUGGGGUGAUGUCUCGCAGGAAAGCCCUUAGCAUCUUGGCUGUUGCCUGGGUCUACUCAAUGGGCUGGAGCCUUCCCCCCUUCUUUGGCUGGAGUGCCUAUGUCCCGGAGGGUCUGAUGACGUCCUGCUCCUGGGACUACAUGACGUUCACCCCUUCUGUCCGCUCCUACACCAUGCUGCUCUUCACCUUCGUCUUCUUCAUCCCUCUCUCCAUCAUCAUCUUCUGUUACUGCUGCAUCUUCAGGGCCAUCCGACACACAACACGAGCCAUAGCAAAGAUCAACUGUGUGGGAAACCGAGACUCAGCAAAGAGGUUCCACAAGAUGAAGAGUGAAUGGAGGAUGGCGAAGAUUGCAUUCAUUGUCAUCCUGCUGUUUGUCAUCUCCUGGGCCCCUUACUCCUGUGUGGCCCUCACUGCAUUCGCUGGGUACGCUGACAUGUUGACUCCCUACAUGAACUCUGUUCCUGCUGUGAUCGCCAAAGCAUCUGCCAUCCACAACCCCAUCAUAUACGCUAUUACACAUCCAAAAUACAGGUCAGCUCUCAGCAGGUACAUACCCUACCUCGGGGUGUUGCUGUGCAUUACUGGCAGGGAUCGUCUAAGCAGCAGCUUCCAGUCCACCCGCCGCUCAACCCUCACCAGCCAAUCAGAGGGCAAAGGCCCCAACAAGGCCCGCCACUCCUCCCAGUCCGAGAGCGAAUCAGCCCAUUUCUCAGACACGGAAGAAGACUGCUCCUCUCGGACGUCUGUCACUCGUCAGUUGUCCACUGAUGUCAAACACGUGCGCCAUGCGAGCCAGAGGUUAAAGGUGAGAGGUCAUAGCGCAGGAGAAUUUGAGAGAGCGGCCGCCCACAACCCCACUGACCCAGCCAUAUGUCACCUCUCACAGAUCACUACUCUGACAGAGCCUGAGGACAUCUCCAUGUCGGACAUCAGUCUGCAGCCAACCAGUCAACUGCCUGCUACUCUGGAUAACGUGAUGGCGGCGCCGGGGCCAAGGAAUGUGUGUAAAACAACACCAUCUGUCAUCGUCACCUCUAUAUCCAGCCCGUCUAUACUGCACAGUCCGCCAGGUUUUCAUGGCAACCAGAAAUUGACCAUAACUUACAGCCCGGCCGUCAAAGAUCCCCUUGACGUGGCCCGACUGGAGACGACAGCAUUGCAAUGAACAGCUGGACAAAAGUGCAAUGGGAGUGUGUAAUUGUAUGUGUGUGUGGGAGUGUUUGUGUAACAUUAUUUACCCCUCAUGGGACUUUUUCUGCACUGGCAUGCUGUUUGCUAGUUAUGGCAUAAAACCAGACCAUGUUCUCUUUCAUUUUUUUUGCAGAGUGUGCGAGAAUGUGAGUGCAAACGCCUCGUAAAUUUAAAUGUGUGUCCGUAUUUGCAUAGAUUUAUACGUUUAGUUUUUUUCCGACAUAUCAUGAUGGUUGAAGUUGGUUUAUCUCUGAGCUGGAGGCAACAACUUAGCCUUAAUGAACACUACGGGAAAGGUGUUUUUUUAUGGAUAAUUUGAAGAAACAAAAAUGUAUUUAUUCAUAAAGGACAACGCACUGUCCAACAUUUUCUCUUGAAAGUAAAAUAAAGGUCAUCGUUAUUUUCCCGUACAUUAACUGAAUAUUUUUAAGGACAACGGACAACAUCAGAAAUUCUGAAAUCCUUUUUAUCCAUUGCAUUGCAACUAGCGAUGCAUAAUUUUUUUUAAGCAACUGAAUAUUUGUGGAACAACCCAGUGAAAAUAAUUGUUAAAAAAUUAACAGUUGAUAGUGUCGUUACAUUUUUUUUUUGUUAAGGCAUCCCACUUUCUUUACUAUGUGUAUUUUUGUAAAAUUUGUCUUGAAAAUCUGCUGAAACCUCAGAUUGAUUGAUAUUUCUUUCAGGGGGGUUAUGCACAGACCAUAGACAAAAUAAAAAAUGGCACUCAGAGAACUCAUACAUCAGCCAAGACUCAACAGUCCACUGAUGAAACCUCAUUUAAAUUCACUAGACUCAGAUUAUUAUUUGGAUCUGUAGAAAAUUUCACACACAUAUAAAUAUCAGUCCACUAAAUGUGUCCAGAUCCAUGAACUUUUCUCUUGGAAAUCAACAAAAUGUUGAAAUGCACCCUACCUCACAAUGUUAAAGGAAGUGAAAAAAUAUCCUGGAUUUGCACCUUGUUACGCUCCUUCAAAAAUGUUCAUGUGAAUAGCUUAAGUAGUUUUUAUGUGAUUGUGCUAACAAACAAAUGUAUGUGGCUCGGAGAGAUGGAGCGCUCAGUCUUUCUGCCCUCUAGUGGUCAAACAACCCACUUAAUGCCACUUUAAUGUGAGAUGUGCCACUUCCUAAAUGAACCACAUACACUCAACAGGUCACGAGAGGAUGAUUUUAUUUUCCCUGUAGCUCUUUAGCAAUGAUUUUUCCAGUCCUGCAUGGUGACACAAAGUUCUACAGAUCAGGUCACAGAUGUGUCGCGACACCACAGUCCAUCAAGCCAGUACUGUGUGAGCAUGCGAGCGUUAGGGUGAGAGUGUGUCCGCACUGGAGAACUGGACUCAAUGCUGUAACUACACAUUCCUCUUGAUGCCAUAUAACAUCUAUUAUUAGAUCCGCAGGAGACAGUAUGUGAAAUGACUUUUUUGUUAUAUAGUUAAAAGGUGUGUUUCAGGGCUUUUAUCUCAUCGUUCACAGUUGUACAGAAACACUUCACCGUCCUGUUCAUUGAACAUCGUGUCUGCAAAACUUUUUUUUUCUCCACUUCUGGGCACUGCACUUCCCUUCAAGGCUUCUUAAAUUGCUGCAUCAUUGACUAUGAUUGUAACUUUUCACACGUGGAAACAAAUCUGACACACACACUCAUGUUUGUGUUUGUCGACUGACAAUUUCAUUAAAGAUAGUACAAAUCUUGAUAGUAAGUGUUGUAACAUGUCCUCCAGUCUCCAUCAGUGAAUGUAAAAAUGUUGGAAUUAUGACAAAAUACAAAUGAAUAUUAUAUAUAUAUGUA